AUGUGGCUGUACCUGGCGGCCCUCGUGGGCCUGUACUACCUCCUGCGCUGGUACCGGGAGAGGCAGGUGGUGAGCGACCUCCGAGACAAGUACGGCUUCAUCACGGGCUGUGACUCGGGCUUCGGGAACCUGCUGGCCAGGCAGCUGGACCUGCAAGGCUUGAGGGUGCUGGCUGCAUGUCUGACGGAGAAGGGGGCAGAGCAGCUGAGAGACCAGACAUCAGACAGGCUGGAGACGGUGAUCCUGGAUGUCACCAAGACAGAGAGCAUCUCUGCGGCCACCGAGUGGGUGUAGGAGUGUGUGGGUGACGGAGGAGGAGCUCUCCUACUCUGGGGUGACGGUGGCUGUGAUUGA
This is a messenger RNA of Puma concolor (puma), 354 nucleotides long. Lineage: Eukaryota; Metazoa; Chordata; Mammalia; Carnivora; Felidae. The record is from RefSeq and is a predicted model, not a curated record.